Molecule: messenger RNA, 2563 nt
Organism: Epinephelus moara (kelp grouper)
Lineage: Eukaryota; Metazoa; Chordata; Actinopteri; Perciformes; Serranidae
Product: protocadherin beta-15-like
Exons: 2
Coding region: 86-2530 (814 amino acids)
Biological process (GO): homophilic cell-cell adhesion
Cellular component (GO): plasma membrane
Molecular function (GO): calcium ion binding
Source: RefSeq, a predicted model, not a curated record
GCUUUGGAUGCACCUAUAUUCAAAGAAGAACGUGGGUGUAAUGCUUGAAACUAUCGUGUUUUGAUUUUCUGAACACUGUCAGAGGAUGAUGGAUAGAUGGAUUGUACUUCAAAGCUUCGGCUUUGUCUUUUUCUUUGUUGCGGUGCACUACGCACAUGGAGACCUGAGCUAUUCUGUACAGGAGGAGCUCAAGCGCGGAUCUGUUAUUGGAAAUAUCGCCAAGGAUCUCGGCCUGCAGGUGGGCAGACUGUCUGCUCGGAAAGCUCGUGUGGACAUGGAGGGAAACGACAGACAAUAUUGUGGGAUUAACCUUCGAAGCGGAGAUUUAAUCGUUGCUGAAAGAAUAGACAGAGAGGAGCAUUGUGGAGAAAAGCCUUCGUGUGUUCUCAAAUUCGACCUGCUGUUAGAGAAUCCACUGGAAUUGCACCGGCUAUCUCUGCAGGUACAGGACAUAAACGACAAUGCGCCAGUUUUCCCGAAGGAGAGCGUAAAGCUGGAAAUUACAGAGUCAGCUGACAAAGGAGCGAGGUAUCGCAUUAAUGCAGCACACGAUGCUGAUAUAGGCAAGAACGCGGUUGAAAACUACAUUUUGCAACAAAACCCUCAUUUUGUGUUCAGUAUUCAGACGACCAAUGCUGGUAGUAAAUACGGUGAGCUGGUUUUAGAUAAAGAGUUAGACCGAGAGGAGCAGCAGGAAAUAAAAUUAUUGCUCACAGCUGUGGAUGGUGGCUCUCCUCAGAGAUCAGGGACUAGAUCAGGGACUGUAGUCAUACACGUCAUUGUGCUUGAUGCUAAUGAUAACGCCCCAGUUUUUACUGAGGCUGUAUAUACAGCCAUGUUACCGGAAAACUCACCGAUGAAAACCCCAGUUAUCACUGUGAGUGCAUCAGACGCAGACGAAGGUGUAAACGGAGAGGUCACAUAUGAAUUUAGCCGAUUGUCUGAUAAAUCACGAAAGCUUUUUUCACUAAAUGAGAAAACUGGAGAAAUUAGUGUGACGGGUAACAUAGAUUAUGAAGAGGGAUCGAAAUAUGAAGUAAUGGUUGAGGCCAAAGAUGGUUAUGGUCUCUCUUCUGAAGCCAAAGUCAUUAUUGAUAUAACUGAUGUGAAUGACAAUGCCCCGUUGAUUUAUCUUAAAUCACUGACUAACCCCAUACCUGAGAAUGUGUCACCUGGUACAGAGGUGGGCAUCAUUAACGUGCAGGAUAGAGACUCUGAGAAUAACAGACAGGUCCGCUGCUCCAUUCAGCAAAACGCCCCUUUUAAGUUGGUUCCUUCUAUUAAAAACUAUUAUUCUCUGGUGACCACAGGACAACUGGACCGUGAAGUAGUGUCUGAUUACAACAUUACAAUCACUGCCACUGACGAGGGCUCUCCACCUCUGUCCUCCUCUAAAACUGUUGAGUUAUCUGUAGCAGACAUCAACGACAACCCACCUGUGUUUGAGGAACAGUCGUACAGCGCAUAUGUGAGUGAAAAUAACAAACCUGGCUCCACUUUAUGUUCCGUUAGUGCUCGAGACCCCGACUGGAGACAAAACGGUACAGUGAUUUAUUCUCUGUUACCCGGUGAGGUGAACGGUGCCCCGGUGUCCUCCUAUGUGUCUGUUAACGGAGACACGGGGGUGAUCCACGCUGUGAGGUCGUUUGAUUAUGAACAGUUCAGGAGUUUUAAAGUCCACGUGAUGGGCAGAGACAACGGUUCUCCUCCGCUGAGCAGCAACGUGACCGUCAGUGUGUUCAUAUCGGAUGUGAAUGACAACUCUCCUCAGAUACUGUACCCCGGGCCGGAGGGCAACUCCUUCAUGACCGAGCUGGUCCCCAAAGCUGCACACGGAGGCUCUCUGGUGUCCAAAGUGAUAGCGGUGGACGCGGACUCCGGACAGAACGCCUGGCUGUCCUAUGAUAUAGUGAAAUCCACUGAUCCGGGCCUUUUCACUAUUGGUGUCCACAGCGGAGAGAUCAGGACACAGCGGGACAUUUCCGAGUCUGACAGCAUGAAACAGAACCUGAUUGUGUCAGUGAAAGAUAACGGACAGCCCUCUCUGUCUGCCACCUGUUCCAUGUAUUUACUGAUUUCUGAUAACUUGGCUGAGGUGCCAGAACUGAAGGACAUUUCUUAUGAUGAGAAGAAUUCCAAACUGACGUCUUAUCUGAUCAUCGCGCUGGUGUCUGUGUCGACGUUUUUCCUGACCUUCAUCAUCAUCAUCCUGGGUGUGAGGUUUUGUCGCAGGAGAAAGCCCAGACUGUUGUUUGAUGGAGCAGUUGCCAUCCCCAGCGCUUAUCUCCCUCCUAAUUACGCAGAUGUUGACGGCACAGGAACUUUACGCAGCACUUACAAUUAUGACGCCUACCUGACAACAGGUUCAAGAACCAGUGACUUUAAGUUCGUGUCAUCUUACAAUGACAACACACUGCCUGCUGACCAGACUCUGAGGAAAAGUCCAUCAGACUUUGCUGAUGCCUUUGGAGAUUGUGAUUCUUCUCCUGAGGUAGGGACACAUUUUAGAUUGUUCAACUUGCGUUCAUAGUCCCGACGACGCCAUUCUGCAAUUUGCUUUAUA